Molecule: messenger RNA, 5968 nt
Organism: Epinephelus fuscoguttatus (brown-marbled grouper)
Lineage: Eukaryota; Metazoa; Chordata; Actinopteri; Perciformes; Serranidae
Gene: inpp5ka
Product: inositol polyphosphate-5-phosphatase Ka
Exons: 14
Coding region: 129-1610 (493 amino acids)
Biological process (GO): negative regulation of insulin receptor signaling pathway; phosphatidylinositol dephosphorylation; negative regulation of glycogen biosynthetic process
Cellular component (GO): endoplasmic reticulum; cytoplasm; ruffle
Molecular function (GO): inositol bisphosphate phosphatase activity; phosphatidylinositol-3,4,5-trisphosphate 5-phosphatase activity; phosphatidylinositol-4,5-bisphosphate 5-phosphatase activity
Source: RefSeq, a predicted model, not a curated record
UAUGACAACAACACCAGUGCUGUCAGGCUGCUGCUGAGUGAGUGUACGCUGAGCAUCUCUCUGCGAGUAGGAAGAGAAACUACGCUAGAAAGUACCGCCAAAGCAUCUCAGGUAGUGACGCUGUGGAGAUGAUGGAGGAGAAUGAGGAGCAGUCAGACCUCAGUGUGAUGGAGGGGAACAACGAUGGAGACAGCUUCAGGCUUCACAUGGUGACGUGGAACGUGGCCACAGCUGAUCCUCCAGACGACCUGACCAUGCUUCUCCAUCUGAACUCCCCAAAGAGCCCAGACCUCUACGUCAUCGGUCUGCAGGAGGUGUACUCGGGGCCUUUGAGGUUUGUGUCGGACACUGUAUUCGAUGACCCGUGGAGUCAUCUGUUUAUGACCACCUUGGGACCACGGAAAUACAUUAAGGUGUCAUCCAUCAGAAUGCAGGGUCUGCUGCUGCUCUUCUUCUCCAAGCUGGACCACGUCCCCUUCAUCAGAGACAUCCAGGCCACAUACACACGCACAGGCAUUUUCGGUUACUGGGGUAACAAAGGUGGCGUGUCCAUCCGUCUGUCUUUCUACGGCCACAUGCUGUGUUUCCUCAACUGUCACCUGGCUGCACACAUGAAAUACGCCACAGAGAGAGUGGACGAGUUCGAGUACAUCCUGGACACGCAGACCUUUGACUGUAAGAAGGCUCCAACAAUUGUUGACCACAGGCUGGUCUUCUGGUUUGGAGAUCUUAACUUCAGAAUUCAGGACCACGGCAUGCACUUCGUCCGCUCCUGUAUCAACAACCAAACGUUCAGCCUGCUGUGGAGCAAAGACCAGUUGACCAUGAUGAAGAAGAAAGAACAGCUGCUCCAGGAGUUUGAAGAAGGACCUCUGGACUUUCAGCCCACGUACAAGUUUGACUUGAACUCCAACACUUAUGACAGCAGGGUCUACAGGACUUGGUUUGGCUUUAACGGGAAGAAGCGUAAACCCGCCUGGACCGACAGGAUUCUGUGGCGGCUCCGACCCAAAGCCCCGCUCCCUGACAAGCCAGAUGACAGUGGGGUCGGACCAGAUGUGAAGAAGGCCGUGCAUGUGGAGGAGGAUGAGGAGUACCCUCUGAAGGUCAGGCAGGAGUUGUACACCAGCAACAUGGAGUACAGCAUCAGUGAUCACAAACCUGUCGUCAGCAUCUUCACGCUGGAGCUGAGGAAGAUGAUCGAGACUCCUCUGGUGCGUCUGCAGGCGGAAGGCGACUGGAGCGCAGACAUUGACGCCAUGGUUAUCUACAGCCCUCUGCAGCCGUUCCCCUCCAGCACAUGGGACUGGAUCGGACUCUAUAAGGUUGGAUUCACCAGUGUGUCGGACUACAUCACCUACACGUGGGUCAAAGACGACGAAGUGGCCUUUAAUGAAGAAGUCAUACAGGUGUAUGUUAGUAAAGAGGAAAUCCCUGUGCGGGGAGGAGAGUGUGUGCUGUGCUACUUCAGUAGUACUCUGCAGUGCAUCAUUGGAAUCAGUGAUCCAUUCAAGGUCCAUGAGUCUAAGGUAGCCAGUGAGGAAGGCCUGGAGCCGGAGAAGAUCAACGGACUCAACCAAACCGUAGCCAGCGACGACUUUUGGAACUGAUCUAUGAAGAGUCGUAGAUGUGGUAUGAUAGAGGUGGAUCUGCCUGAACCACAUCACGUAAUUUAAUUACUGUGUUUCCUGAUUUGUCUCCAGAGGAGCAGAUCAGGAAGUGUUGCCUGUUCAUGCUGUGACACAUCCCCACUGACCUCUCUAAUGCUACUGGUGUGGCUGUUAGGCCUCGUUCAGACAUAUCCAGAGUUUAUCCAGAUUCAUUUUAGAAAGGCUGUAUGUAAAAAAAUAACCCCACAUGAAAUGUGAUUUUUGCAGAUCCAACCACAUUGGAGGUGGUUUGAUAUCGGAUUUCAGCAGAUGAGAUUCAGUCCGACACCUCUGCCCUCUCAAAUUGGAUUUUCAAGUGUUGUUUGUGUCAUGACACACAACGUCAUACACGAGCCCAAUUCAUGCUGCUACGAGCAGAGCAAUAUGGACGAAAGGUUGCUGCUCUCUGUCGCUGUUUGGUGUGAAGGGUGAAAGGUUGGACCUCCAUUUCUCAUGCUUGCAUGUUGAAAUGACACAUCGCCAGCAUAGCUACCAGAGUUUACGCUACACUUUUGUUUUUUUGGCGGCCAAUAUGAAGUAUAUUUUAAAUAUUCAUGUAAUAGCCUACAUUUAAAGGCAAUAAAACACUUUAAACUAAAUAACUACUAAACGACUACUCGGACGUUUAGUGACAGGCAAAAGAGGGAAAGGCCUUGGUGCGCUAAUCGUCACCAUAAAUCAGGGGUGUCAAACUCAUUUUAGUUUAAGUUCCACAUACAGCACAGUUUGAUCUCAAGUGGGCCGGACCAGUAAAACCAUUGCAUGAUAACCUGUAAAUAACAAAACCUUUAAAUUUGUCGCUCUCUUCCAGUGUGAAGAAGUAACCUUACAGGUAACUCACAUCCUGAAAAGCUCCACAGUCAAUAAACAAUCCAUUUACAAAACAAAUGAUGAACAGCCUGAGAUUAAGGCUGAAAGAUGACAGAAAAAUAAGUGCAAUUUCCACAAUAUGUCCGUCAGUAAACUCACCUUCAGAGUGUUGCUUUGAUGCUGAUGCUAUUCUGUUAGCAUAAGGUAGCUAGCUUUCACAGCUGCACUGCUGAUCUCUCAGCUAAAACUAAAACCAGGCUUACGUUUCCUCAAACCCGCCAACCAUUAAUUUACCAUCUCUGUUCUUAGUUGUCCUGGCAAGUUGCUAAAUUUUUCGCCUUAAUGAGUUGAUAGUGGUGGUAAAUAUAAUAUUUCUUGAGCACAACAAGCACAGUGACUGCCCAUUUACCUCUGUGAAGAAACAGGAUCUAGUUCAUUUGGACUAAAAGGUACAGCAGUGCAUUUAAUUGAAGCUAAGUCAUUAAGUGGGUCACAUUGGACCCUUUUGGUGGACUGGUUCCGGCCCACGGGUGAUAUAUUUGACACUCCUGCCAUAAAUCAUCAAGCCUGCUAUUUAACCGUCUGGCUCGCCGUCGUGGAGUGAAGCGCAUCGUCAGUGGAUGUGGCGUAAGCUCUGAACAGGCACGGACGAACUCUGUACGGUUUAGAGGGAUAGUUAAUAUCCCAAAAUCUGGUCUGCUGAUUUAAGUUCAUAUUUAAGUCGUCCGGGCGACAUAUCCUAUAGGUCAGUUGUUUGAUACGCGAUUAGAAAGUUUAUUUAUUUGACAUAUUUUCAACCGGACAUUUAAGGUUUUGAUAUUUUCAUCUGACGGUCAACUACACACGAUACACUUAAAAGCUGCCGGCAAACGUAAACUCUGGUGGCUGCGUAGUUACUGAGACCUUCGUCGUUACCAUAGCAACCCAUGCAGAUAGUUUGGUGGUGUCCGGACACACAAAUCUGAUCUGAUCACAGCUCAGAGCAGACGGUCUGUCUUUGAGAUCUGAUUCGAGGACCAAAUCUGAUUCACCUUCAGUCUGAACGCAGCCUCAGCUACUCACACCUCCGUGGUCAGAGCACGACUUCCUCUGUAGGGUCAUUUUCUCUACGUACGUUUACCAGAAUUUAAACUUUGACUGAAACAAUACAAAGGUGGCAUUUAAGAUAUGAAGUGCUUUGAUUGAACAUUAUAUGUUUGGUUAAUGGGGAAUAGGAUGUAACAGGUUAUUGAUAAACAGAAGGUGAGGUAUGUCGUAGGAUCUGUACAGUCUGCUGCUGUGUGUCGGUAGAUAAAAUGCAGCUGUGUGAACAGCUCCAUUAUGUGUAAACUCUGUGUUUUAAUGCUGAACUUUUAAUGCUCUCACAGCUGCUUUGUGUGGCUGAUAGAAACGCUGGAUCACUGAAUAGUUUUGCUUGUUUGGAGACGUCAAACACUCCAGCUGAACUUCACCUGACUGCUGCAGUGAUGAAAAGGGAAUCGCAAAAUUAACUAAACUCUUUGGCUAGUUUAGUGUCAGCUGUGCUCAUAUGGAGUUAUUUUGCAGUGAGAAAUGAGCAAAUUAACGUUCACUGCUUCCUUAGCAAGUAUGAAGAGAGAGGUUAACUUAAGUCAGUGUGUGGAUAUGAUUAAGCUGCAUGUUCAUGGCAAAGCGAAUACGAUGCUGGAGUUACAGCAGUUUUCACAGCAGAUGCCUUCAUUAGUAGGUCAUAUUAAGUUUCCUUGUUUUCAUUUUAAUCUAACUCAAAGCUUUAAGAUCAAGUGCUUGUUCAGGAGAUAAUCAGAGCUUCAAACCUGUGGGUGAACCAAUAGGCUAAAGCAGUGGCUCCCAGCUGGUGGGUCGUGGUCCGAAAGUGGGCUGUCAACUUGCCAACAUGUCAAGUUUGUUAAAAACACACUUUAUUUUAAAGUACAGUGAAUUUCCAACACAGAGCUUUUAUUUUGAAGUGCCGUUUCCUGCUGUAGAGUGCGUGACUUACAGACAUCUGCUUAACAGAGACAGCAAACUAGCUUGAUGACAUGACGCAAGUAUGAUGCUGAAUAAAUCUAACUGUGUGGACCUUGAACGAAUGACUGUGGAGAGAUCUGGACCAGUUGGGAACCAAUUUUUUGGUUUGGCCAAUUAAUCGGUGCCGAUUUUUACAAACUAUCGGUAUCAGCAGAAGUUUUUGCUUGGACUGCAACAGCUGGUCCAGUGCUGCCAAUCAGCUAUCGACGUUUUCCUGCUCCAAACUGUCGUCAUUAUAUCCAGCACUACCCGAGCCUAUCACAAGAAAACACUUUGUAGGCCAACUGAAAUCCAAUGAAUCAGUCGCAGCUGCCUUAACACCACCAAACACUCUCAGUAUAGCUCCUUUGGAACCAACAGUUUUGCUAACUUCGCUGACUGAUACAAAAAUGCGAGAAGGUAAGGUCCUGUCUUGAGCCAGGGUUUAGUUUGUCUGUUUUGGGCUGCUGCAGAAACACGGCGGUGCAACAUGGUGAUCUCCAUAGAUGAGGACCUGCUCCCUAUGUAGAUAAGGACAGCUCAUUCUAAAGCCCCAUUGAAACAAGAUGGCAGCUAUUUCUACCAAAUCAGUCUGCAGCCAAUCCUGAGACAAAAUAGGACAAGGUCCAAAACCUGAACAAAUUAAAAGGGAAAUUUCGGUUUAUUUCAACCCGUCUCCUAUCGUCCUAAAUUUGUUUCAAGUGACUAGUGACAUAAAAAUAAUAGUUAGCAUGUUAGCCGUUAGCCUAGAUACAGCCGGGGCGCAUAGUAGCGUCAGACCUGUUAAAACGUAAGUGAACGGGCAACCUUCAAGUGCAAAGUUAGUCCACUAAACAAGCUUUUUUUCCACAAAGACCGCCUCAUAUCGUUAGGAUAAAUGUCAGAGAACAUAUAGAAAACGACAUGUAAACGUGUUGUCUUACCUUACCGGUGUGCUGCCAUGUUUGUUUACCAUUUAGCUCUGCUUUCCAAAGUGCGAUCUCAUACCGUGCCUGAAAUUUCACGAGAACAAGCAGCAACAGCUGGAAGGCAGAACCGGACAGUAGCCUGAAAAGUUCAUUCAUUUAUUUUAUGAAAGAUUUAUAGAAUAAUGGCUGACUUUUUGCCAGACUUCGACUUUGUGGAGGAGGAAUUUGAUUUUGCAGAGUUUGAUGGCUGCCCUUAUUUAUUUGAGCCAGAAUACACUGAUGAAGAGCUUCGUGAAAUUGAAGAACGGAGGAGAGAGAGAGAGAGGCGCAACAGGUAGAGGACGAGAGGAGGAAUGGCUGCUGCAAGGCUGCGUAGCUCUGGAGAUUGGUGGUGUACCUGUGAAUGCUGUGCCCCAGUGCCCACAGAAGAGGAAUGCCUCUGUUGCAAGGAAUGGGACCGGUUGCAGCCUUAUUUUCAAGGUCUGGAUGUGACCGAGGACGAGACACCUCCACCUGGAGUAGUAUCCAGCUGGGCUUUAUCUAGAGCUCGCGAGAUUUCAGGUACGGUAUGAGAUCGCUGCUUGUUCUCGCGAUAUUUCGGCCACACUUAAGAAA